Molecule: messenger RNA, 5836 nt
Organism: Alosa alosa (allis shad)
Lineage: Eukaryota; Metazoa; Chordata; Actinopteri; Clupeiformes; Clupeidae
Product: synaptopodin-2
Biological process (GO): positive regulation of actin filament bundle assembly
Cellular component (GO): Z disc; nucleus; actin cytoskeleton
Molecular function (GO): actin binding
Source: RefSeq, a predicted model, not a curated record
CGUCACAUAAACGUUUCUAGUCACUGUAAAAGAGGCUUAAUUAGCCUACAUUUCUGGCUACAAUGCAUCGCCAACACUAUGAGAGAACAACACGCAAAACUUCACCAACAGACAGCUGUGAGAAGGAGGAUGAUGCUACUCUAGAUCACGACACGGAAAUAGCUAAGUUUUCUUCUGCAGAUGGACUUAUUUGGCCGGUUCCUCCCCGUGACGUCGGAGCGGGCCGGACCCGCGAGGCUGCUGGUAUGGGUCGGUCCGCUGCUCGCGCUUCAGUGAGGAGUUUGGAGUCUUCUCAUUCCUGUGCCACUUGAUGAGCGUUGGCUGACCGCGAGCUCCGGUAGCAUGGGCACAGGGGAUUACUUCUGCCUGACGGUACGCGGGGGCGCGCCCUGGGGAUUCAGCCUCCGCCAGAGCGACGGGGAUGCGCACCGCCCCAUACAAAUCGACCAGGUGGUGGAGGGCAGCCCAGCGUGCCUAGCGGGAGUGUGUGUGGACGAUGAGCUGGUGUCUCUGAACGGAGAGCCCUGUGCUGAGCUCACACUCCUGGAGGCCAUCGCUCUAGUGGAGGAGGCUACCGACUGCCUGAAGCUACUCAUCAAGAGGUCAUCUGUGUGUUCUCCCUCUGGCUCUGAGCUUCAGUCCACCACCCUCUGCAUCCCGGCACCCCAUCGCCCCCACACACACCCCCACACACACCCGCACCGGGAGCUGUACAUCUGCGAAUCCCAGGACGAGGCGUACUAUGGUGAGACGGACAGCGAUGCAGACGUCCAGAGCCCCGUCCUCACCCCUGGGGGCCUCGCGCCGGUGAUGCGCUCCCAGCUGCGUGUGGGGGCGGACGGGGCUGCCAUGAGCCCCGUGGAGCUGCCUGAGGGGGGGGUGCUGGAGCUGCAGGUGUCCCUGUCCUGCCACGGCCACCAGGGGGCACUGGAGCUGGGCUGCUCUGCGCUGGGCAGUGCGCGCGGCGUGGAGGGCUUCAUGCGAGGGGGGGGGCCCCCUGAGCCUGCGGAUGACCCCGAGCCCCCCCCAGUGGUCAGCGAGGCCGAGCUGUACGUGCCCUUGAGGGACAGACAGCCGCUCAGCCAGAGGGGGGUGCUAGUGAGCGCGGGGCAGCUGGGGCAGGAGGAGGGAGGGGCCUCUGAGGGGGGCGGGGCGGAAGGAGGAGCCAUGGGAGAUGACCACGCCCCCUCCUCCUCCUCCGUCUCCUUUGGAAUCCUGUCAGAAGAGUCAGAGUCAGAUCAGGAGCCCAAGGAGCCCAGCAAGCACCGGCCUCGCCACGCACGGCUCAGGCGUAGUGAGAGCCAGUCAGAGAAGCAGGUGAAGGAGGCCAAGUCCCGGUGCAAGCGCAUCGCUCUGCUGCUGACCGCUGCUGCCCCCCACCCCAGCAACCGGGGGCUGUUGAUGUUCAAGAGGCACCGGCAGCGGGCCCGCAAGUACACGCUCGUGAGCUACGGCACCGGCGACCAGGAGCCUGACCUCUACUACCGCUUCGACCAGAGCGAGGACGAGGACGACGCAGCGGACGAGGACGACGAGGACGCAGACGAGCACACACACCACACGGUCCACUUCACAGUCUUGGCCAGCAGCGGCGGAGGGGAGUGUGUGCUCGAGGAGCACGCGUUUGCACAUGCUCAGAGCAGCAUCGGCGUGGAAGCAGCAGCAGCGCCAGCAGUGGCAGUCGUAAAGCUCCGAGGCCGAGACGCGGGGCUACUGGAGAUCGAGCGGAAGCUUCAGGAGGACGCCGAGAUGGACCAGCUGUCGGAGACGAGGGGCAAGGGGGCACUGAUGUUCGCCCAGCGGCGCCAGCGCAUGGACGAAAUCGUGGCGGAACACGAGGACAUGCGGCAGAAGGGCCUGCCCGUCGAGAGCAAACAGGAAGCAGAGAAGCACCUGGCCUACCAGCAGCAGGUGGAGGAACACGCUUACCUGCAGCAUCAGGACAGCCAGAACUACAUGGACGUCAACCUCCACCACCAGCAGCAGCAGCAGCAGCAGCAGCAACAGUACCAGCAGUACCAACAGGAGCAGCAGGAGCAGCAGUACUACCAGCAGCAGCAAUACUACCAGCAGCAACAGUACCAGCAGCAACAGCAACAGUAUGAGAUGCAGCAGCAGCAUGAGAUCCAGCAGCAGCAGUAUGAGAUCCAGCAGCAGCAGUACCAGCAGCAGCAGCAUCAGUACCACGAGCAGCAUCACCAGAUGCAGCAGCAGCAUCAGUACCACGAGCAGCAGCAGCAUCACACGCAGCACAUGAACGGCAGUGUCCAGGGCAGUGACAGCCAGUCAUCCGUGGCCAAUCGCAGUGCCCGGCCAUUCGUGGCAAGCCAGGAGCAUGCUGGGUAUUCAACGGUGGGACAGGGUGAGCAGAUCGCCUCGCGCGACGAGCGCAUCUCCAUGCCCGCCAUCAAGACGGGCAUCCUGCAGGACACACGUCGCCGGAACACACAGGGCAAACCCAUGUUCACCUUCAAAGAGAAGCCCAAGGUGUCACCCAACCCAGAGCUACUCAAUCUGCUGAACCGCGGUGAUCGUCGGCCGGGCUUGGACUCGGGGCCUGAGGAGGACUACCUCAGCCUGGGUGCCGAGGCCUGCAACUUCCUGCAGGCGCCUCGUGUCAAGCAGAAGGUCCCGCCUCCCGUCGCCCCCAAGCCCCACAUCAACCCCAACUCCCCCCCUUGGUCCCCGCAGCCAGACCCAAACCUGCCCCAGCAGGAGAUGCCCCAGCACGCCGAGCCCGCAGACGCUCACCACCCCGCUGCUGAUGGCCUGAUGCCCCCCGCCCAGCCCCCCUCCCCAGAGGAGCAGCAGGCGACCGCAGCAGACUGGGCUCAGCCGGAACCUCAAGUCCAGCCGGGCCCGCAGCCAGAACCCUGGGGGGAGAGCCAGCAGGACCCCGCACCCACGACCAGCGCCUCCCAGGCUGUGGCACAGCCCCCCCUAGAGCCCCCCACAGACGCCUGGGCCCCCACCCAGGCACCGCAGCAGACACCCGUCAGUGGGUGGGGUCCUGCUGAAGCCCCAGCUCGAGCCCCCGUCCAAUCACAGGCCUCCUGGGCAACCCAACCUCAGGCCCCCGAGGUGCCCUCCCAGAUGCCUGCUCAGACACAGGGCCAGCCAGCCUGGGUGUCCCAGCCCCAGGCCCCCAGCACAGCCCCAGGCCCAGCCCCCAUGGGUCACCCCCGCGCCCCCUCAGCCUGCUCCUGCCACCACCUGGGCACAGAACCCCACCCCAUCACCCCCCGCCCAGCCCACCUGGACCCAGCCCAUGCCCCCACAUCAGGCCACACCCCAGUGGGCAGCUCCCCAGAGCCAGCCGCAGCAUACUCUGGGCCCAACCCCCCAGCAGCAGGGUGCCCCCCCAGGCUGCAGCAACAGGCGGCUGGCCCCCGUCCCAGACCCCCCCCCAGGCGCAGCCUCCCUGGGCACAGCCGCAGACCCCCCCCCCAGCCAGCAGGGGGCGCCCCAUGGGCCCAGCAGCAGCCGCAGAGCCCCAUGCAGGGUCCGCAGCCCCCCUGGGCCCCGCCGGCCGCCCCCCAGCAGAUGCAGCAGAGCCCUCAGCCCCACAUGGGCACCUGGCAGGCGACCCCCCCCCAGAACCAGCCGCAGCCACCAUGGGCCCAGCCAGCCCAGAACCAACAGCAGCAGCAUCCAGUUGCCCCCUGGGGGCAGGAUCAGAGUCAGGUACAGUCCUCCUGGGUGCCCCCACCCCCCAGCACCCAGUGGAGCCCCCCCACCCCCACACCCACUCACAGCUGGGCGCCGCAAAACCACCAGCAGCCCCAGCCACAGGGCCCCCCGACACCCCCACCGAACCACCAGCACCCCCAGCAGCAGCAGCCGGUCAGACAGUGGGGGCAAGCGCAGAUCCAGUCCACCCCCCCGCCCCCCCCCCCCCAGAGGAUGAACUCCUACCCACUGGCUGCCCGCUGCCACCCACCUGCCCCGCCUCAAGAGAGCCCCCUCCUGCUCACGCUGGGCAUGGGCUCUGCCUUCGAGAUGCCCGCUUUGGCGUGGCAAGGUGCCGAGCUCUUCGCCAAGCGCCAGUCGCGCAUGGAGAAGUACGUGGUCGACUCGGCGACCGUCGAGGCCCACAAGCCCGCCUCCUCUCCCUCCCCUAGCCCCCUCCUCCUCCCCUCUGAAGUGCCGUGGAAGUACUCUCCCAACGCGUCGCCCCCAAAAGCCUACAACCCGCUGCAGUCGCCCAUGUACCCGCCUGGCGCCAUCAAGCAGCCCCCCCCCUCCUCCGGCCCCGUCCCCAAGGGUGCCAAGGGCAAGGAGAAGCAGAAGAAGCCGGCGCCCAAACCGCUGCACGUGCUGGACGUGAUGAAGCACCAGCCCUACCAGCUGGACGCCUCGCUCUUCACCUACGGCCCUGCGGCCGAGGCUUUCGCCGCCAAGCAGAAGGCCGCCGAGGAGGCCGCCGCCAAGCAGGCGCAGGCCCAGGCAGCGGCGGCACAAGCCCAGGCUCAGCAGCAGUACGAGCACAUGCCCGCCGGGUACGGCUUCAUGCCCCAGCAGCCGUACGGGGUUGCCAGCCCCUCCCCUGCCAUGCAUGAUGGGCACUACCCCCCAGCCAAUCACAGCGCUUACCAGCAGCCUCACAUGAUGCAGCAGCCCGCCUACCAGCAGCAGCAGCCAGCCUAUCAGCAGAAGCAGCCGUACGGCCAGGCGUACGCCCCCAUGCCCCCCACGCCAGCCUAUCAGCAGCCUCUGCCCAACGCACUCUACGCCCCCGAGGCUUACCUGCACCCCCACGGCACCCCCUACGCCACGACACCAGCACAGCAGCCUCCCGCCCCUGCACACGCGCCCGCUCCGCCACCCGCGCGCCAACCCGCGCCACCCAGCUCCUACGCAGUGCCCAGCUCCUACACGGUGCCCAGCUUCCCAGUGAGUGCCAGGCCGGACUCGGGGGCAGCGGGCAGCAGCAGCACGGCGGCAGCGCCAAAGCCCAAGUUCGCCGCCAAAAAGAGCGCAGCUCAGGUGGUGAGCAGGAGUGCAUCUCUGUCUCCACCAGCUAGGCUGCCCCUAUUGGCCAGAAGCUUCCGCUCAGCGUCCAGCUCUCCGGCGCUCGCUGCUGCGCCCCCUGGUGGCCCCAGACCCUCGGAGCGUGUGCACAAGCCUCUGUCCCCGUGGGAGGCGGCCUCGCGACACCCGCUGGGUCUGGUGGACGAGGCCUUCGCCUUCCAGAGCCUUCAGCAGUCGCUGGCGUCCAGCCUGAGGUCCGCCGCCGACCGCAAGCAGCUGCCGACCCCGCCACCCGAGUGGACGGCCCGCGUGUCCUACGAUGCGUCUAUGACGCGCUCGCUCAGUCCCGCCUCCUCCACGCUGAGCCGCACCUACAGUCACGCCCUCUCGCGUAGCCACACCCCUCCGCGCUCACCACAGCCCUUCCUGUCUCCCACCAAGAGCUCCGCCUCUGAGCCCGCCUCCGGAGCCCUUUACUCCGCCUCCUACAGGCAGACUCCACCCCUUCGGUCACUCACGGAGGUCAGUCUCGGCCCACCUUGGGCCAGACCCUCUCCAGCCCAAACACACGCACACACACAGAGCCGAUACCGGUCCAGUUACACCUGGAGACGCUAAACCCGGCCAGGGUGGAGUCCCGCUGCAGGGCCCGAUGACCUGAACACACAGGGGAACCCUACAGAAAGGCCUUCAGCCUGCAGCACAACUGCCCACAUGGGAGAGAAACUUCUAGAACACCUGUAGCCCAGAGAGAGAGAGAAACUUCUAGAACACAGCCCAGAGAGAAAGAGAAACUUCUAGAACACAGCCCAGAGAGAGAGAGAAACUUCUAGAACACAGCCCAGAGAGAAAGAGAAACUUUUAG